Molecule: messenger RNA, 459 nt
Organism: Phaedon cochleariae (mustard beetle)
Lineage: Eukaryota; Metazoa; Arthropoda; Insecta; Coleoptera; Chrysomelidae
Source: the annotation of a GenBank genome assembly
AUGAAUAAAAUACUUUUCAACCUGAUGGACUCUACAAUGUAUCUUAUAAGAUAUGGCUGUUUGGUGCAUUGUACUUUUGAAUAUGUUGUCGAUUUUGUAGUGUGCUCAGGCCCUUCCAUGGAACCUGCAAUACACACCGAUGAUAUACUUCUGACUGAACACAUCUCACCUCUAAAAAGGGAAAUCAACAAAGGUGACAUCGUUAUUGCCAAAUGUCCUACAGAUCCAAAUCGACAAAUAUGUAAAAGGGUGGUAGGACUACCAGGAGAUAAGAUUAGAACUGGGUUUGCUUCCUUCCUAGUGGUCCCAUUAGGUCAUGUAUGGUUAGAAGGAGAUAACAAAAAUAAUUCCAUGGACAGUAGGUCCCAUGGACCAGUUCCACAAGGCCUUAUAAGGAGUAGAGCAGUUUGUAAAGUUUGGCCUUUCAGAGAUAUUUCCUUUUUUAGAAAAAAUGAAUAG